UAGAAAAACCUGCUGAGAAAACCUUUUUCUUUCUGUUUCAUUUAUAAUUUUCCUGGUGCUAGUCCAAGAGUAAGAGUCAAAAGCGCAACGCCCACAAUUUCAGGCUGUCUCUGAUAUUCUAUCUAUCUCCCCUUGAAUCAUGCUCCGCCAAAUAAAUGUAUUCUCCAUUUUGUUUCUAUUAUUAGUGUCCUUCACGUUCUCUCUCCUUCUCUCUUUAAUUUUGUUGCUACAAUCUUUACGGAGUAGUAGUAGUAAAUUUCGGAUCACCACAUGACUAGUUCUUACUCUUUCAUGUUCAACAAACAAGUAACAACCAGAUACCAAGGAUCAUAUCCAAAAACUACCUUACUCUCUUUCAGGCUUCCCUCCCUCGUGCAUUUGAGUUUUUCAACAAACCAGCUAUAGCCCACCACCAAAAAAGAGACUAGCACACAAGGACCAAUUCCUAGUUUCUUUUUCUUUUUGUCUUUUGCCCUUUGCUUUCUGACUCUUUCUGUCUUUUGCUUUGGCCACAGACAAUUCUUACCUUUUUAAUUCCCUUCCCUUGUUUACACACCGGUUUUGUACCUUAUUCUGUUUGUUGGUGGAAGGAUCAAAAGUGAUUCCGGUUCUUGUUGUUCUCCACUGUUGAAUGAGUUGAUGUCUUUGGCUGUUGGAGCUGUAGCAAGUUCCAGUAAUAUGGGGUUUGAGGACAACAAGGAGAAGAAGGCAGCUGAAGACAGGAGUGGGACUCCUGAAAAAAAGCCAACUCAUCCUCAAGAGAGCAGUGAUGAUGAUGGAGGAGACAGGAUAGGCAGCACACAGAUAAGUGAUGAAUCCUCUUUCUAUGCAACUGAUCAGGAUGAUGAUUACGAUGAUGAUGAGCAUCGCAACACAUUUCAGUUGGGUCCGCAGUGCACUCUCAAAGAACAGCUUGAAAAAGAUAAGGAUGAUGAGAGCUUAAGGAAGUGGAAAGAGCAGCUUCUUGGAAGUGUGGAUAUCAACAACAUUGGAGAAACACUUGAUCCAGAAGUAAAAUUCCUUAGCGUGUCAAUCGUCUCUCCGGACAGGCCUGACAUGGUUCUUUCAAUUCCUGAAGAUGGAAAGCCCCGGGGCUUAUGGUUUACACUGAAAGAAGGCAGCCAUUAUCGCUUGAAGUUCUCCUUCCAAGUUGGCAACAACAUUGUAUCCGGCCUCAGGUACACCAAUACUGUUUGGAAAGCAGGUGUCAAAGUUUUCAGCACAAAAGAUAUGAUUGGAACAUUUAGUCCUCAGCUAGAGCCUUAUACACAUGAAAUGCCAGAAGAGACAGCCCCUUCUGGUUUUUUGGCUAGAGGAUCAUAUACUGCAAAAUCAAAGUUCCUUGAUGAUGAUAACAAGUGCUACUUGGAGAUCAACUAUACAUUUGACAUCCGUAAAGAGUGGGCUGCUUCUAAUUAGAGAAGAACCUGAUGAGCUCUAGCACCCUUCAUUCAUCUCUAUCAAUGUUCUUAUGCCACUAUAUGUUCAGCUAAAGUAUCUCAAUUUCAGACAAUUUUUGACUUAUCUCAACCAUCUCUUUUCUGUCUAAACCAGCUACUCCAUGCAACAAAGGCAAGUGAGUAAGAUCUCACUUGGAAAAGCUUUUGCUAUUCAUUAAGAGCAGAGUUAGCAUUUCUUAGGGACAUUUUGAUAAUGAUAUCUAGAUAUUGCUCUUGUUCAAUUCUUCUAUGUGCAUAUCACAACAAUGAGUGAGUCAAUGAUUUCCUUUUGUCAUCAUACUGCUCUAAAUUCAGAGAUUGUGAUUUCCAAUAAUUAACCAUGCAGAUAGUAGGAUUUAAAACAUUAGAAAGCAGUGCAAGUAAUGAGCUUGAUCCUAACCUUGCCUGUUUAUCCAAAUCUUCCAGCUGCUAAAGCUUGAUAUAGCUUAGAAUUCCUCAACCGAUACAUGCAAGGGAACUAAACUGUUCAACUAAGUAUCAUUGCUGGAACUGUAAACAACUCCAGCCUGAUUAUUAUAGAAUUUGAGAGAGCUCAGGCAACUACCAUUGAA
Durio zibethinus is the source of this 2011-nucleotide messenger RNA. Its product is annotated as rho GDP-dissociation inhibitor 1-like. Gene Ontology annotation, molecular function: protein binding; Rho GDP-dissociation inhibitor activity. Gene Ontology annotation, cellular component: cytoplasm; cytosol; membrane. The record is from RefSeq and is a predicted model, not a curated record. Lineage: Eukaryota; Viridiplantae; Streptophyta; Magnoliopsida; Malvales; Malvaceae. Gene Ontology annotation, biological process: Rho protein signal transduction.